GAUUUGUACCCUACAGCGGCUGCUUUCCUGCUCCAAGCCAAGACUUCCAGCACCCUUUACCAAGGAUUCUUCCCCUGCCUGAGCCUCCUCGAUGGGCAGAAGCCCAUGCAGCACCACUGGCAGCUCAGGGAAAAGUCAUCCCCUAUCAUCCCGGCAUCCGGCUGGCCUGUGGGCCCGGGUGGAGGCAGUUUGCAGCCACAGCCCGCUCACAAUUCUCCCCAAAAGCCGAGCAAAGGUUUCUCUGCCAUCCAGACAUUGCGCUGGUGUGUGGUCAGGAGGAGCGCCGAGGGCCUUGCAAGGCUGGCAUGUCCUUGGUGUGCGGACAGGGCUGGAGGGGGCCUCCUUGCCGUGCAGGAAAUGAUCAGCCAACCAGGACCGAAGGAGUGCCUUUACCACUGGUAACAGAAACUGUGGAUGUCAGGCGGUUUGACCGGACCCCCAGGAUGGAUCUGCCCAAUCUCAUUCAGCGAAAAGCUAUUUCAGGAUAUGCUGGAUUUAUCCCAUGCUUCAGCUGGAUUAUGGGCGUCAACUACCUGAAGGGAGUGAAAGAUGCCAUGAAUAAUUUUGAUAGAAACCAGGAAAGGCUGAGAAACCCCAUGUAUAGUUUUGGACAGCGCCUGCCCCACACUUACUGGCCCAACACAAAGAUCUACAACAGCAGAGGCCUGGUUCCAUUCUACACUGGGUUUGUGCCAACUAUCCGUGAACAUUAUGCCCUAACUUUUGGGAACAGCACUCGGAAAGCUUAUUAUGAUGAAGUACAGCGGAGACAACAUACAGGUUGAAAAUGCUUUUAAUGCC
Molecule: messenger RNA, 801 nt
Organism: Thamnophis sirtalis
Lineage: Eukaryota; Metazoa; Chordata; Lepidosauria; Squamata; Natricidae
Source: RefSeq, a predicted model, not a curated record